AUGACCUCUUUAACGCACAAUGACUACACAAUCGCGUGGAUAUGUGCCUUGCCGCUGGAGGUGGCGGCGGCCCGAGCCAUGCUGAACAAAAUUCACUGUUGUUUACCUAGGACCCUCAGCGAUCCCAAUGCCUACGAACUUGGCGAAUUGAACGGCCACUAUAUCGUCAUUGCCUGCCUACCAGCUGGCGUAUACGGCACAGUGUCAGCCGCGACUGUUGUGUCUCGCAUGUGUGUAGCAUUUCCUCGACUUCAAUAUGGACUGAUGGUGGGAAUUGGAGGCGGCGUCCCGGGCAAAAACAACGACAUUCGUCUAGGUGAUGUGGUGGUCAGCAAACCGGUUGGAAAGUACAGUGGGGUGAUACAGUAUGAUUAUGGAAAGGCAGUUCAAGGUGGACAUUUCGAGCCAACAGGCACAUUAAAUAAACCACCGCAAGCUCUUUUAACACAUAUGAGUCAACUUGAAGCAAAACAAAUGACUGGGGGCGAAGAUGAUGUUUUAAAGAUAGUGUUGGAAGUACUAGAGCGAAACCCUAACAUGCAGGAGAGAUUUUCACCCCCGGAACAGCACACAGACACUCUUUUUCACUUCUCCUAUCACCAUGCCGACAAGGAAGAUAGCUGUAAAAAGUGCGAUACACGAUAUCUAAUUAAACGGCAACCACGUGAUACCAGGACACCUUCUAUUCAUUAUGGAUUGAUUGCAUCCGGAGAUCAGGUGAUGAAGGACUCGGAAACGCGAGAUCGUCUUGCACAACGGCAUGGAAUACUCUGCUUUGAGAUGGAGGCAGCAGGCCUUAUGGACGAGCUUCCAACACUUGUGAUCCGAGGGAUAUGCGAUUAUUGCGACUCCCAUAAACAAAAGGAGUGGCAAGGAUAUGCAGCUUUGACAGCGGCUGCCUAUACGAAAAUACUGUUAUCAGUCAUGCCUAUCUGCCGCACAGACCGAGACUUGAUAAAGUGCAAUCGAGUGCGGCACUGGGUGGUCUCACUAGCAAAAAAUCCAAAGUUUGUCGGUCGUCAUGAUGAAAUCACAAAGCUAGAAAAUUUGAUAACAAUGCCGGAUGGCCCCAGGAGGAUUGCAAUCACCGGUUUAGGAGGGGUCGGGAAAACUCAAGUGGCCCUUGAGCUAGCACACCGCAUAUGGGACCAGGAUAAAGAGCGCUCGGUGUUCUGGAUCCCCUGUACAAGCCACGCCAUGAUUGAACAGACAUUCCUGAGAUUUGCCGAGACACUUGGGCUUCACAACGUGAAGCCAGCAGAGGUUAAAGAACAGAUCAAAAUAUACCUCAGUUCCGAGCGUGCAGGAAAGUGGCUAUUAAUUUUUGAUAAUGCGGAUGAUGCCGAGAUGUGGUUAACAGCUAAUGACAAAUUUCCGGCCCUUGAGGAUCUUCUCCCUGAGGGUGGACAGAAUCGUAUUCUGUUUACUACCCGAAACCGAAAACUCGCCAUGAAACUGGCACCAUUCAACGCUGUUCCAAUUCCAGACGUGAAUAAAGAAACCGCAUUAAAGAUUCUGGAAAGUACAUUGACAAAUAAGGGCUUGCUUAAAGAUAGCAUGAUAACAGCUACUCUUCUAGAGCAACUGGCUUUUCUUCCUUUGGCAAUUGCGCAGGCAUCAGCAUAUAUUAUUGAAAACGGUAUUAAUUUAUCUACUUACCUUGCACUUCUCCAAGAGCAGGAACAAGAUACUGUGGAACUCCUUAGCGAAGAUUUUAGGGAUCCAGGACGCUACAAGGAUAUCCAGAACCCCGUGAUCAAUUGCCUUGCUAGUGAUGGGAGAUACUAUGAAGCAGAGUUAUUUUAUAACAAGCUGAUGAGGAUCAACCAGAACAAGAUUGGCCCAGAGCAUCCUGAUACUCUGACCAGCAUCGAGAGCUUGGCAUCAACCUACUGGAAUCAGGGACGAUGGAAUGAAGCUGAGAAGCUGGAGGUGCAAGUAAUGGAGACAAGGAAGACUGUGCUGGGAGCUAAGCAUCCCGAUACUCUAACCAGCAUGGCGAAUCUGGCAUUAACCUACCGAAGCCAAGGACAAUGGAAUAAAGCUGAGAAGCUGUUUGUGCAUGUAAUGGAGACAGGAACGACUAUGCUAGGAGCUGAGCAUCCUGAUACUCUAACCAGCAUGACGAAUCUGGCAUCAACCUACCGAAGCCAAGGAAGAUGGAAUGAAGCUGAGAAGCUGGAGGUACAAGUAAUGGAGACAAGAAAGGCUGUGCUAGGAGCUGAGCAUCCCGAUACUCUAACCAGCAUGGCGAAUCUGGCAUCAACCUACUGGAAUCAGGGACGAUGGAAUGAAGCUGAGAAGCUGGAGGUGCAAGUAAUGGAGACAAGGAAGACUGUGCUGGGAGCUAAGCAUCCCGAUACUCUAACCAGCAUGGCGAAUCUGGCAUUAACCUACCGAAGCCAAGGACGAUGGAAUGAAGCUGAGAAGCUGGAGGUGCAAGUAAUGGAGACAAGAAAGGCUGUGCUAGGAGCUGAGCAUCCCGAUACUCUAACCAGCAUGGCGAAUCUGGCAUCAACCUACUGGAAUCAGGGACGAUGGAAUGAAGCUGAGAAGCUGGAGGUACAAGUAAUGGAGACAAGGAAGACUGUGCUGGGAGCUGAGCAUCCCGAUACUCUAACCAGCAUGAAUAAUCUUGCCUAUACUUGGAAAUCUCAGGGAAAGCUUCAGGAUGCCUUGGCUCUAAUAAAAAAAUGCUCUGAUCUGCGCAGCAGAGUAUUAGGGCCUAAUCACCCGCGUUCCAGAUCCUCCUCUCGUGCUCUUGGUGAAUGGAUAGAUGAGUACAAUUCAUUACUUGAUCGAAGACCUUUCACUAAAGAAGGAUGUCCGCAGCAUCUGCCACAAGUUUCAGCAGAGUCUCCAGCAACUGUGGUGAAGCGUAUCAAUCUACCUUAUACCCAAGGACGACCAGCUACUCAAUUAUUUCCUGGAACUCAUCCUCUUAUCAUAGCUUCUAGAACACCGUCACCCGCGCCGCAAGGCCGAGACUUACAAGAAGUGGAUUAA
This is a messenger RNA of Aspergillus tanneri, 3006 nucleotides long. RefSeq lists its product as uncharacterized. Gene Ontology annotation, biological process: nucleoside metabolic process. Gene Ontology annotation, cellular component: kinesin complex. Bases 1 to 3006 code for a protein of 1001 amino acids. The record is from RefSeq and is a predicted model, not a curated record. Gene Ontology annotation, molecular function: protein binding; ADP binding; catalytic activity. Lineage: Eukaryota; Fungi; Ascomycota; Eurotiomycetes; Eurotiales; Aspergillaceae. The transcript is spliced from 2 exons.